AUGCAUGGUGAUGUCCACACACUCAAUUCUAUGCUAAAGAAUUCACCAGGAGUUCCUCCUAGUGCUACAGCACAUGAACUCUUUAGAGGUUUCAGUUAUAUUGCAACAGAUUUGCUUGAAGAGGAAAAACCUAUUAGUAAAGCUACAAGUAAUGUUGACCUCAAACAAAUGUAUAAAAAUUCUUUUACUAAAGAGUAUGAAGUAAGAAAUGUUCUUGGAACUGGCUCUUAUUCUGUAUGCCGAAAAUGUAUUAACAAAACAACAGGAAAAACUUUUGCUGUUAAGAUAAUAACAAAAUGUGGAAGAGAUUGCUCUGAAGAAAUAGAAAUUUUAUUCCGUCAUGGCAAGCAUCCCAAUAUCGUAACUUUAUAUGAAGUAUUUGAGGAUGCAGAAUAUGUUUAUUUGGUCAUGGAAUUGCUUGCAGGUGGAGAAUUAAUAGAUAGGAUUCUGAAACAACAAUCAUUUUGUGAGAGAGAUGCUAGUGCCAUAUUAGAAGUUUUGAUUAGUACUGUAAAUUAUUUACAUGAAAAUGGGGUUGUGCAUCGUGAUUUAAAACCAUCAAACAUAAUGUAUGCUGACACUUCUUGCAGCCCAGAAUCAUUACGCAUCUGUGAUUUCGGUUUUGCAAAACAAAUGAAAGCUGAAAAUGGUAUGCUUAUGACACCUUGUUACACUGCAAAUUUUGCUGCUCCUGAAGUUUUAAAGAAGCAAGGAUAUGAUGAAGCUUGUGAUAUAUGGAGUUUAGGAAUUUUGUUGUGCAUAAUGUUAACAGGGUAA
Molecule: messenger RNA, 777 nt
Organism: Stegodyphus dumicola
Lineage: Eukaryota; Metazoa; Arthropoda; Arachnida; Araneae; Eresidae
Product: ribosomal protein S6 kinase 2 alpha-like
Biological process (GO): protein phosphorylation; intracellular signal transduction
Molecular function (GO): magnesium ion binding; protein serine/threonine kinase activity; ATP binding
Source: RefSeq, a predicted model, not a curated record